GCCUCGGUCGCCCUGGUAACGCCCGUGGGGCCGGUUCCUCAGCAUGAACGUCCGGGUCGCGCGGGCUGCGUGGGCCUGGGGCCGGGGCUUGAGCUGCAGCCGCGGCGCCUCGAGCCUCCUGCUGCCUCCCCCGGGCGCGGUGGACGUGGAGGAGCUGCUGCGAGAUGCGACGGCGGCGGAGGAAGGGCCCCGGGAGGCCUCGGUGCGGCGGUUGCCGGGCCAGUGCUCGGUGCUCCUCUUCCCCGGCCAGGGCAGCCAGGUGGUGGGCAUGGGCCGCGGUCUGCUCCGCUACCCGCGCGUCCGCGAGCUCUACGCCGCCGCCCACCGCGUGCUGGGCUACGACUUGCUGGAGCUGAGCCUGCAUGGGCCGCAGGAGGCCCUGGACCGCACUGUGCACUGCCAGCCCGCCGUUUUCGUGGCUUCUCUGGCCGCCGUCGAGAAACUGCAUCACCUGCAGCCCGCGGUUAUUGAGAACUGUGUUGCUGCUGCAGGAUUCAGUGUGGGAGAAUUUGCAGCCCUAGUGUUUGCUGGAGCCAUGGAAUUUUGUGAAGGUUUGUAUGCAGUGAAAAUCCGAGCUGAGGCCAUGCAGGAAGCCUCGGAAGCUGUCCCCAGUGGGAUGUUGUCCAUCCUCGGCCAGCCUCAGUCCAAGUUCACCUUUGCCUGUCUGGAAGCCCAGGAGCACUGCAAGACUUUGGGCAUAGAGAACCCCGUGUGCGAGGUGUCCAACUACCUCUUUCCUGACUGCAGGGUGAUCUCAGGACACCUGGAGGCUCUGCAGUUUCUCCAGAAGAAUUCCUCCAAGUAUCACUUCAGACGCACCAAGAUGUUGCCGGUUAGCGGUGGGUUCCAUACCAGACUCAUGGAGCCAGCUCUGGAGCCCCUGGCACAAGUUUUAAAGGCAAUUGAUGUCAAGAAGCCUCUGGUGUCCGUCCACUCAAACGUUAAUGGGAAUAGAUACAUGGAUCCAAAACACAUCCAGAAAUUGCUGGUCCAGCAGGUGGUCUCCCCGGUGAAGUGGGAGCAGACGAUGCACGCCAUAUAUGAGAGGAAGAAAGGCACCGAGUUCCCCAAAACUUUUGAAGUAGGACCUGGGAAGCAGCUGGGAACCAUCCUGAAGAGCUGUAACCUGCAGGCCUGGAGGUCCUACAGUCACGUGGAGGUGCAGGAGGCUGACGAGGACCUGCACUAG
This is a messenger RNA of Lipotes vexillifer (Yangtze River dolphin), 1189 nucleotides long. RefSeq names its product malonyl-CoA-acyl carrier protein transacylase (gene MCAT). Bases 44 to 1189 code for a protein of 381 amino acids. Gene Ontology annotation, molecular function: transferase activity. The transcript is spliced from 4 exons. The record is from RefSeq and is a predicted model, not a curated record. NCBI's taxonomy places the organism in Eukaryota, Metazoa, Chordata, Mammalia, Artiodactyla, Lipotidae.